Canariomyces notabilis is the source of this 736-nucleotide messenger RNA. RefSeq lists its product as uncharacterized. The transcript has a single exon. The record is from RefSeq and is a predicted model, not a curated record. Bases 144 to 512 code for a protein of 122 amino acids. Lineage: Eukaryota; Fungi; Ascomycota; Sordariomycetes; Sordariales; Chaetomiaceae.
GUAUAAUUCUCAAUUUCUCCCAGACCCAGUUACCCAAUGGCAACGCGCUUCUUCCACCGUCACCGACUUUCAAAGCCCAGCAACCUUCAGGUACCUACUCAGCGACCACGACGUCAAUCAGAUCUGCCUACGAACAUACUACUAUGGCCGGUCCAAUCUCUAUUUCCAGAAUCGAGCCGGCGGCCGGUCGACCCGGCAGCCUCGUCUCGAUAUCAGGCUCCAACUUCUCGGAUCGUUUAGAUGAAAACAAGGUGGAGAUCGGCGGUGUCCCGGCGCUUGUUGUGCGCGUGGCGAAGACAGAAUUACAGGUCCUAGUUGACGAGAUAUGUACCGGCGGCCCCAUAAUCGUCACGUCCCAUGGGUCGAUUGCGACGGCACCCUCCCGAUUCCAAAUUUCGAAAAUGCUCCCGGCUCCAGACAGUACUAACUUACUAAGCCCUCGGAGAGCGGGCCCCCAUCACCGUCCACGGCCCUCAGCAUGGUACCCCGACCGCCGGCAUAGAGGACCAUAAGGUGCGUCUUGGUUCUCUUUACGCAUGGUAAGGAUGAGCCUCCGGCCGAGCCGGAUGCCGAGCGGGAUGCUGAGAUCUCAAGUCUCGACCGUGUCAACCGCUACUGGAGUGAGGCCACCUAUGCCUUCGACCGGACUUCGGGCGCCACGACGUUUCAGUUCACGGUCGAAUCGUGAAUAAAGCUCCCGAAAGCCGGGAUUGCGUAUAUCUGGAGCAUAGAGGAU